Messenger RNA from Paraglomus brasilianum, 484 nucleotides. Lineage: Eukaryota; Fungi; Glomeromycota; Glomeromycetes; Paraglomerales; Paraglomeraceae. The record is from the annotation of a GenBank genome assembly.
UGAUAAUAUAGAAACUGAUAUUUUUGAAGCAACGUCACAUUUAGAGAAUCAAGGAUAUCAGGUUAAUCAUUUUCGUGUAUCCUCGCACUCCACUCAAGGCCUUGUUUUCGUGCAUUCUGCACAACUCACAAAACUUAGGAAUUAUGGAUGGUUAACGCUGAUUGAUUCCACUCAUAAAACCAACAAAUACGAUUGGUGUCUUUUCACACUGUAUAUCCAUGAUGGUUAUGGAUGUUGGGACGUCGGGGCACAUUUUUUCAUUAGUAGGGAGGAUGGUGAUACAGUUGCGGAGGCAAUUAAAAUCAUUAGAUCUAAUUGCCAACAUUGGAUGCCUCGAUAUAUUCUUAUGAACCAAAGCAAUGUUGAAGCUAAUGCAAUCAAAAAAGCUUUUCUGGGCUUGCAGGCUGGUGAACAGGAGUGUGUGGAGGGAGUUGUGAUUGAGUACCAUCUGCAUAAAUCAUAUGGACAGUAUCCCAUAUUGAUU